Messenger RNA from Sphaeramia orbicularis (orbiculate cardinalfish), 3626 nucleotides. RefSeq names its product nuclear apoptosis-inducing factor 1. Gene Ontology annotation, cellular component: nucleus. The record is from RefSeq and is a predicted model, not a curated record. NCBI's taxonomy places the organism in Eukaryota, Metazoa, Chordata, Actinopteri, Kurtiformes, Apogonidae. The transcript is spliced from 5 exons. Bases 515 to 1570 code for a protein of 351 amino acids.
ACAUCCCUAAAAGUCAACCUACACCUCUGUUUGUGUGUGUUUGUGUUUAUGACCAAGUCAACCUACAGAAGGAGAAAUUAACAGGCGUAUCCGCUCAAAAUAAAAGCACUCAUUGUAAAUGGGCAUAAUUAAGCAAGCUGAAUUUAAAGAGGGGGCAUGAAUAGCAAAAUAUCUGAUGAGUGAUUUACGUGAUAUCAUUUUAAAUUACGUAAAAAAAAUCGAUAAAAGCAUAAUAAAGACGUCCGUGUCGUAGAAAAGAAAACUGAACACGGUUUCAUGCUAGUUAGCUAACCAGCUAGCCUUAUCUGGACAUUUUGUGCCUCGGCUACACGUUGGCUAGCUUGACAUUGUGUGUGUGUGUGCGCUGUCUUUUCUGUAACAAACUUUAUCGAUUCCGGACUACAUCAAAACUUCUGUGAUUUGGGGGCUCAGUACUUCCGCUGACAGCAGAAGACAUUAAAGUGCAGCAGAAAUCACUAAGCAGCUGGAUACCCACUGACACAUAGUGUGAAGGAUGUCUUCACCACUAUACUACAAUCAAGACAGUGUAACUCGCUUCAAAAAGAGAAAAGCCCGCUUUUCUUUUAGUGAGGUCCACAUACUGCUGGAUGAAGUGAGGAAACAUCAAAUGGUUGUUGUUGGUAAAUUCAACCGUGGUGUGCCAGCAGAUGUAAAAAAGCGCACAUGGGCAGAGAUCACUGCACGUGUCAAUGAGAUUGGUGAGUGCCAACGUGAAGUCAUGGAGGUCAUCAAGAAAUGGGCUGAUCUUAAAUGUGACACAAAGCGAAAAGUAGCUGCCAUGCGGGCAGGGACUGUACCAAACAGAGGCCUGAACUCACGUCUUUCAAGAGACCUUAAUCCAACAGAAAAAAUAGUGCUUCAGAUAUUGGAGAUGGAUAAGGAGGAUCACAACAUUAAUGACUUUGGUCCCCUUGGUGAUGAUGAUGAUGUGGCAGAGGAGGAAGAGGAAAUGGAAGAGGACGACAUGAUGGGGAUGCAGAAUUCUCCCAACGGCGGGUUUGAUGUGGAGUCUAUGCCCCCACCUCCUCCUUAUCCCUCUGGUGGACUGGCACAGUCAGGAGACUCAUCGCAGGCCUCUCUUGAUGUGCCGUAUGAUAUACCACCUGCAGAAGACACUGAAGCUCCAUUUGGAGACUCAGACGAGGAGCAAAGAGAGGAAGCGCUGCCCUCCAAGCACCCGGCGAAACCAGCAGACGAUCACCAAGGAAACAACGGCAUCCAGAAACAACCUCAAAUACCUCCAGUACCUUCAACCUCAACGGCCUCACUUCCAGCGCCCGGUCAGCCCCCACAGAACUUGAGGGAAAGCAUGUUACAGAGUGCAUCGCUAAGCCUUCAGGAGCAACACGCCACCAACAUUCUGCUGGAGACGGUUUCACGAUCUCUCGAGCUGUUGUCGGAGUCGGUACAACAGCUGGCAGAGACUCAGCAGGAGUUUAUACGAGAGUCACUGCAGCUCCAACGAGAGACAGUUCAGGUUCUUAGAGACUUCACGGGUGGAGCCAUCGCACUCAUGCAUGACAAACUGAACGGCCGGCCAGCGUUAUAGCAGUGGAGCGGGACAGGUAGUUGGUCAUUUUAAACACUGACUUCAUACGCGGCCUUCAGGUGCAGGAACCGUCUUGUUCCUUUGGACUCCACAGCCAGUUACUGUACUUUUUGAUAGUCCCCCUAUUUUCUGUGGUUCAAUUUGAAACUGUAUUUGUAGUAAUGUUGUAUAGUUGGAAUUGGUAUAUGUAACUAAUUGAAAACGGUAAAGUUCUUUUGGCCAUAAACGAGGAACAUAUGGAGGUUUUAUCCCGCGCUACUGAAAAUGAGUCAUACCAGCUUGUAUUUCAAACAUUUUCAGGAACACACCUUAUUCAACACUUUUAUAUACGGUAAUUGUUGCGUCUUUAAUUUAUAAAGUCAGAUCUGCGUUUCCUUGUACGCAGCUUCCCUUGCAUCAGUGUUCAGAGAUUAUCACAUGUACUGUAAUGGUGAGUGAAUUUCCACAACUGGCCAUUAUAUGGUCACUAUGUCUGAAUUAGGGAUGCAACAGUACUUGGGGAAAACUGUACCAUUCAGUCCGCCCUGCAUGGGACAAUCCGCCCUUAUGGACCACAGGUUUUCGGUUUUGCAAUUGAUUUCUCUCUCUCUGAGUCUGUCUGUGUCACUCGCUCAAAAUGCAUGUGAGUACGCAGCGUGGGGUCGCCCCACCCCUCUGUAAGAGACAGUGGACAGAGAAGCGGCUUUAGACUCAACACACAUCAGAGUCCUGCAUGGGUCCACCACUUUUCCAAAACCGGUACCCACAUACAUUACACCCCUGACCUGACCCGUGAUUGAACACAUUGUCUACACAGUAACUCACUUUUAAGUUCUCGUAGGUAACCGAUCCAGUGCAGGACUCUGACACACAAACAACACAAUGACUUACUAUUACAAGGAAACGCAUACGGUAGAUAACCGUGGCAUUUUUAUACCACCAUUUUCUUUUACAUCCCAAUGCACAACAGGAAUUUAUUUAUAAAAAAAAAAAGCUCUCUUUGAGCCUUAUGUGUGCACGUGCCAGUUUAUUCGACUGUAUAGAAGUAGUGAAUAAGAAAGGGUUGUAUUGCUCAGUACAGAAAGUGUUAUUUUAUUCACUAUAGUGAUAUAAUUUGUUCCCACUGUAAAAUUCAGGUUUUGCUGACAAGCAAAAUAAAAAAUAUAAUUUUGGGAGAAAAAAACCUGUUCUCUUUAUGCACGAAACGCGUACCAAAACCACGGCCCAAAAACUGAGGUAUGGACCGAACUGUGGGCUACCUGUACCGUUGCACCCCUAGUCUGAAAGCAAAUCAAGGUUUUAGAUUCUCUGCAAAUGCCUGCAACUGAAAACUUUAUUAUGGACUCAUUUUAUCAUUGAUAUGAUUAAGCAAUUUCCAGUCAUUUCUUUUAAACAUGUAAUAAAUAAGUUAUGUGUUUAAACAGAACAUCUGCUGCCUCCUAACUUUGGAUGUAUUUCUUGGUGAAUAACCAAGAGGUUCAGGUGUGUAUUCAGGAGAUUAACUUUUCUACACCAAUCUGCUUUUGUGUGUAAUUGUGAAUGUGUUGUCAUGUUGGGAUUAGUCUUUAACUACUCUACACACGGCAGUAAAGAAUACUUUUUAAAUAACUCCUAAUGGUUAAUUCUGCCCUUUUUUUUGUAUCAAUGAAGUCUCAACUGUUCUGCCUUAAGUAUGAGAUUUAUGCAGGUACAUUGUGUCAGACUAAGACAUUUUUUUCCUGAAUUCUGAGCAAUUUGCAUCUCUUUUUCUUUAACCUUGCAAAUGAAAGUAUAUUUGGUCAGAGUUGCAGGUGUGUCGAACAUCCACCAGGGUGCGCUCUGAGUUUCCUAAUGCAUAGUAUCAGCAGCUUUUAUUUUCUAAUCCCAAAGAUGUAUUUUAUCUGCCACAUUUCCUUUCACUUUUCAGACAAGUAUCUAAAGUAACUAAUGCAAAGAGCUUUACGUCUGCAUGUCACAGCAGAAAAACUGGCACAAUAGUAAACAUCAUGUAACCAAGAUAGUCACUGUAACCAAAGCAUUACUCUAAACCAUUUCACUACCUUUAGGUGAUGCAAUGGUUUUCUGGUACCUUACAAUU